AUGACAACGGUGAAAUCGAUCGAAACGGCACUAGGCCUCAUCGACUCAAAGAAAGAGAAUCUGAAGAAAGCAUUCGAAGAUUUACAAUCGCAUUCUUCGGUUUUGUCCUUCUUUAAUUUCACAUGGUCAGACCUCGACUCGUAUUUUACUUCCAUUCAGUCAGACUUGCUCGAAAAGUUUUCGACUAUCCAGACGCUCGAAUUGUCGCAGUCGCAGUCCCAGAAACUUAAACGCAAGAAACUGAAAGAUUCGGUCUCGGCGGACCCGAUUCCGGCCAGAUCGGAAUUGAGGUCACUUUGUGAGAAGAUGGACGGGAUGGGGUUGAGGAAGUAUAUAAUUGAGCGGCCCAGGGAACGGACCGCUAUCCGGGUUGAGCUGCCAGACGCGUGGAAGAGCGCCGCGGACCCGGGUUCGAUGAUUUUGGAUGCCUUGGAGGGGUUUUGUGAUGAAGGAUUGGUUUCCACGUCUGACCUAUAUGGGUCGAGGAGGGUGUGUGUGGUAUUGUUGGAGGAAUUGAUGAAGGCAAACGUGGAGAUUGGGGGGGAGGUUAGGGAGCGGGCGAGGGCAAUGGCAGCUGACUGGAAGGUGAAAAUAGAGGCUAAUGGCGGUGACGGGGAAGAGCGGGAGGAGGAGGAGGAAAAAGGUUUGAUGAAGCUGGGCUAUUUGCAGCUCUUGGCUACUUAUGGCUUGGUAAGUGCUGGUGGAUAUGAUGUAAAUGAGCUAAUCGAUUAUGCUGUUGUGAUUGCAAGAUAUCGACAAGCUGUUGACUUGUGUCAAGCUCUUGGCCUUGGCAAUAGGAUUUCUGAUGUUAUUCAGAAACUCAUCAGCAAGGGCAAACAACUUCUGGCUCUCAAAUUCAUUUUUGAAUUUGAGCUGACUGAUGAGUUUCCCCCAGUGCCAUUAUUAAAAGCCUAUGUGAUAGAUUCAAAGGAAAAUGUUCAAAAAAUUCGCAAGAGUGGCAAGAGCUCUCGUCAGUCUUUGAAUGAGGCUGUGAUGAAAGAAAUCAGUGCAUUGAAGUCGGUGAUUAAAUGCAUUGAUGAUCAUGGUCUAGAGUCGCAGUAUCCAAAACAUAUCCUUGUAACUCGUAUUGAGAAGCUGGAGAAGGAGAAGGCUGACAAGAAACGCCCUGCAACAGCCCCUGUGCCCAAACCUCCACAGCAGGCAAAGCAACAAAAGCAGAGGGGAAACAAGCGAGUGAAGGAAGUUACCGGUCCAUCGGCGGUCAAAAAGAAAAAUCAUUCUAAACGUGUUCUUCUUCCAUCACAACCAUCUCACGUGCAGACGUCAGGUUUGUUUCUGGAUCAUACUGCUCUUUACCACAGUUCUCCUGCUGGGGCCUACGGCAGGGGAGGACCCCACGUGGCUGCUGACAUGUAUGCUGGCUCAUCUGCUGGCUUGCAUGGGUUUCCGGGAGCCCCCAUGGGAUUUUCUGGGAACGUUAAUCAAACUGCAGCCAAUGCUUAUCCGUCAGAACGACAAGGGCAACCUAGUUACUAUGACGCUGCAAUUGGUUAUGGUGGAUAUGGCAUACCACCUCAAUACCAUCCAGGUUACUAUCCACAGUAG
Molecule: messenger RNA, 1566 nt
Organism: Fraxinus pennsylvanica
Lineage: Eukaryota; Viridiplantae; Streptophyta; Magnoliopsida; Lamiales; Oleaceae
Source: the annotation of a GenBank genome assembly